AUGGCCCAGUCCCCAGCCCUGGGCCUGAGGGCUCAGCCCAGGGCCAGCCCCAGCAGCAGGAGAGCUAAGCCUCCUAAAGAACAAACAAGUGAAAAUUUUGUCUCGGCUCGCAGACAGAAAGAAAAGGAACUCCUGGAAUAUACUGGUUUCUUAAAGCUUCACAACCAGUGUCGCAGCGUCCAUGAGUGGCAGCAACGCAACGAACAAAAAUGGCUCCACGGCGUUGUGCAGAGAAAGGUGGAUGCGACGAUGCAGGAGUACCUGGCAGGGACUGAUGAGAGACGAGAGAGGCUUCGUGAGCUUCUGGAGGCAGAGGAAAGUAGGUACUUGGCUGAGAUGGAGUCACUUGAAGAAACAGUACUGGAGAAACAAGAGAAAAUGAGGAAGCGAGCAACACUACUGAGAGAGAAGAGAGAAAAAGAAAGACAACAACUGGUGGCUGAAAAGCGAGAGCAGCAAUUCAGAGAACAAUGCGAGGAGCUUCGCGUACAGCAGACGAAGAAGCAUCAGAAGGAAUUGCGUGAAGACCAGCUGGCCCAGCUAGCUCUGAAGGAGGAAUUGAAAAAGCAACAGAAGGAGGAGGAGCAGAUGUUUGCAGGGCUUUGGAUAGAGGAGAGGUUGGCUAAGGAAAAGCGAGAGGCGGCGGAGAUGCAGAAAUCAGCAGAACAGAGUCGGGAAAUCCUGAAUGCGCUCAGUGCCCAGGUAGCGGUGCUCAGUGCUCACAGAGAGGAGGUGAAGCGGCUGAAGGAAGAAGAGGCUCGAUUGCUGGAAGAAGAGCAGCGACUGCUUAAGCUAGAAAAGGAACAACUUCAGAUGGAGAAACUACAGAAACAGAAGGAAUGCAGGGAUACGCUGCUCAGUGCAGCGCAGGAGAAGAAGAAUCGUCUUAAUGAAGAAAAACAAAGUGAACUUGCCCUAGAGAUGAAGAUCUUGGAAAAAUCUCUUCAGGAACCCCAGGAAGACGCUGAGGAGAAAACAAAAAGAAAACAAGAGCUGCUCAAGGAGCAACAGACUUACCUGGCACACUUGGCUCGACAGCUGGAGGAGGAGAAACAGCGAGAAAAAGAAGUGGACAAGCUCCUCAAAGAAGAGAUGGCGAAGGUUUGGGCCAAGAAGGCUGAGCAAACGCGAUCAGAGAAGGAGGCUAGGAAGCAGCUACUGAAAGAUGUCCUGGAUAAAAGACAACUGCAGCUAGAGGAGAAGUUGCAGAGAAAUGCAAAGGAACAGGAAGAACUUGUUCAAGAGAGGAAGUUAUUAGCUGAAGCAAUCACAGAACUCAAGCAUAUAGAAGAAGAAAAAUAUGCGAGAAAAGUAAAGGAAGCAAAAGAAUACCAAGAGCAACUCAGGGCUCAAAUUGCCUAUCGACAACAGGCCCGUGAUGCUGAGGAAGAAGAGAAGCGUCGAGAAUACGAAUCAGGUCUAGCAGCAGAGAGAGCUUACCAAGAAAGGGUACAGGACGUUCUAGCAAGGCCUUGUGAGAAACUAGCAAAGACCCACCCUUUGAGAAGAAAACUAAUGUCUAACUCUCAAGAAGACCAUCUACAAUGA
Messenger RNA from Nipponia nippon (crested ibis), 1548 nucleotides. NCBI's taxonomy places the organism in Eukaryota, Metazoa, Chordata, Aves, Pelecaniformes, Threskiornithidae. The record is from RefSeq and is a predicted model, not a curated record.